Molecule: messenger RNA, 1062 nt
Organism: Bactrocera latifrons
Lineage: Eukaryota; Metazoa; Arthropoda; Insecta; Diptera; Tephritidae
Gene: TfIIEbeta
Product: general transcription factor IIE subunit 2
Exons: 6
Coding region: 111-989 (292 amino acids)
Biological process (GO): transcription initiation at RNA polymerase II promoter
Cellular component (GO): transcription factor TFIIE complex
Source: RefSeq, a predicted model, not a curated record
GCAAACAGCUGUUAGCUAUAUAUUUUAUCAGUGUAAAUAUAAAGCGUUUUUUGCUCUUGAAAAAAUAUUUAUUAAUAUAUUGCAAAAGAAAAAUCAAAUAAAAUACAAUUAUGGAUCCAGCUUUAUUGAGAGAACGCGAGGCGUUUAAAAAAAGGGCCAUGGCCACUCCCACUGUGGAGAAGAAGCCAAAAGCCGAGGCGCCACCACCCAGCCAGCCCAAAGAUGAUGCCAAGAAAAAGAUGCGUCCACCCAGUGCGCCUAAACUGGAUUCAAACACAUACAAAACAAUGUCUGGAAGUUCACAAUAUCGCUUUGGUGUGUUAGCAAAGAUUGUCAAACAUAUGCGCACUCGACAUCAGGAUGGCGAUGACCAUCCUUUGAACAUAGAUGAAAUAUUGGAUGAAACAAAUCAAUUAGAUAUUGGGCAGUCCGUUAAAAAUUGGUUAGCCUCGGAGGCACUCAUAAAUAACCCCAAAAUUGAAGCUACACCUGAUGGUCAACGUUUCAGCUUCAAACCAGUAUACAAAAUUAAAGAUGGCAAAAGUCUGUUAAGGCUACUUAAACAACAUGACUUGAAAGGCUUGGGCGGCAUACUGUUAGACGAUGUGCAGGAGUCGUUACCGCACUGUGAAAAAGUACUAAAAAAUCGCGCUUCGGAAAUAAUAUUUAUAGUACGACCAAUUGAUAAAAAGAAAAUAUUAUUCUACAAUGAUCGCACAGCUAAUUUUAUGGUGGAUGAAGAAUUCCAAAAACUGUGGCGUUCAGCGACCGUAGAUGCCAUGGAUGACGCAAAAAUUGAUGAGUAUCUGGAAAAACAAGGUAUACGUUCAAUGCAAGAUCAUGGCCCCAAGAAACCGGUACCAAAACGUAAGAAGACUGCAAGCAAGAAACGGCAAUUUAAGAAACCAAGAGAUAAUGAACAUUUGGCUGAUGUUUUGGAAACUUACGAAGACAAUACAUUAACACAAAAAGGCGUUAAUCCCACGUGAAAAAAGAAUUUCGCAAUUAAUGUGUGUGUAAUGUUGUGAAUUUAUUGCAAUAUACUUUAAUAUGCCCGUAGGA